Molecule: messenger RNA, 2147 nt
Organism: Eurypyga helias (sunbittern)
Lineage: Eukaryota; Metazoa; Chordata; Aves; Eurypygiformes; Eurypygidae
Product: ATP-binding cassette sub-family A member 10-like
Exons: 19
Biological process (GO): transmembrane transport; lipid transport
Cellular component (GO): intracellular membrane-bounded organelle; membrane
Molecular function (GO): ABC-type transporter activity; ATP hydrolysis activity; lipid carrier activity
Source: RefSeq, a predicted model, not a curated record
GCACAGGCAUCGAAGCCUUUAUCCACAUGCUGGAGAGCCAGGAUCUCACCGUGGAAAUAACAAACAAGGAAAAUAUCACAGAAGAGCUAAAACACAACGGGGCUAUAGUAGUGUCUCGCAAAGGUCAGAGCUACAGGUUUACUGUGUUAUGCCAUGUGGAGGCCGUCAACUGCUUCCCGGUGCUUGUGAAUGUCAUUAGCAAUGCCCUGCUGAGAGCCCUCAACUCCACCGUGCACAUUCGGAUCUGGAGUCAUCCGUUUUUCUCCGUAGAUGAUCCACGAUCCUGGGAUUAUUUGGGGCUUUUUUACCUUGUUUAUAUGCUGUUUUUAUUCCCUGGUUUUCCACCUCACUUUGCAAUGGGCUACAUGCAGGAUUACAAGGUGGGGGCUCGUGCCCAGCUGCGGACCUCGGGGGUCUUUCCCUCGGACUGGUGCGGCCAAGCGCUGGUGGACAUCCCGCUGUGCUGGCUCCUUCUCUUCUCAAUGCUUGGGCUUCAGUUCACCAUGAGCAACAGUAUUUCUCGGAGCAUCAACAGCCUCUUCUUGUUGAUCACUUGUAGUUUUGGCUAUGGAAUUUCUAUCGUUCUCUUUGUCUAUUCGAUCUCCUUUGUCUUUCGAAAAGGAUGGAACCGUGAUUUUUGGUCUCUUAUCCUGAUAGUGGUAUGCUUGGUUUCUUACAUCAUCAGCAGAGUCAUGGAUUUCUUAAUCGAUAUUAGAGUGUCCCUCUACGUUCUGUCCCUCUUGAUCCCCGUGUACCCACUGCUGGGUGUGAUGAUCAGCCACCAGCAGAUUUUUAUAGAAGACACUGACAUAUUUGCUGUGUUUCCAGGAAAGGAUGUACUGAUCGCUGCCUUUGCACCUUAUAUCCACUCUGUGGGUUUCAUUUUUCUUCUUCGAUAUUUGGAGGUAAAAUAUGGAGGAGCAGUUCUGAGAAAGGACCCAAUAUUUAGGAUUUCCCCAAGAAGAGAAAGCAACCACCAGCACCCCGAGGAGCUCGAAGAGGAAGAUGAAGAUGUUAAAGCUGAAAGAGCAGCAGUGGGAAAUGCCAUAGCGGCUCCGAGUCGGGAGGAGAAAUCGGUCAUUAUUGUCAGCAAUCUGUGCAAGGAAUACAAAAUAAAGCAAGCUGGUUCAGUUUUUAAGAAGAAGAAGAAAAUGGCCACCAAAAAUGUUUCCUUCUGUGUUAAAAAAGGAGAAGUAUUAGGACUUCUGGGGCCCAACGGAGCUGGUAAAAGCACAGCUAUCAAAAUGAUUACUGGAGAGACAACUCUGACUGCUGGCCAGGUGCUGAUGAAGAGGGGAGAUGGAUCCAGCUCCCACCUCCAGGACCACACGCCAGCCUUCCUGGGGUACUGCCCGCAGGAGGACCCGCUCUGGCCGGACCUCACCGUGCACCAGCACCUGCGGGUGUAUGCAGCCGUGAAAGGGGUGUGCAAGGAGGAUACAGCUGCUGCUGUCAACCGAAUAGUGAAUGCUCUGCACCUUCAAGACUAUUUAAAAAAAAAGGCCAGAAAAUUAUCUGCUGGGAUAACCAGAAAGCUGUCCUUCGCAGCGUGCAUGCUGGGAAACCCCGCCGUCCUGCUCCUGGAUGAGCCGUCAACCGGCAUGGAUCCCAACGGGCAGCGCUCUGUCUGGAAAAUGAUUCGUGCUGCCCUGAAAGCCGAGGAGACAGGAGCCAUCCUGACGACGCACUACAUGGAGGAGGCGGAGGCGGUGUGCGACCGCGUGGCCAUCAUGGUGUCCGGGCAGCUACGGUGCAUUGGCUCCAUUCAGCAUCUGAAGAACAAGUUUGGCAAAGGCUACCUAUUGGAAAUUAAGGUCAAGGACCCAGAGUGCUCUGAUCUUCUCCAUGCUGAGAUUUUGAGGAUUUUCCCAAGUGCAGCCCGUCAGGAGCGGUUCCCCUCUUUGCUAGUCUACAAGGUCCCAAUGGAAGAUGCACUGCCCUUGUCUCAGUCUUUCUCCAAGCUAGAGGAAGCCAAAAGAAACUUCAGCCUCGAGGACUACAGCUUCUCUUUGAAUACUUUGGCUCAGGUGUUUUUGGAACUCUCCCAAGAGCAGGAAAAGGAUAAUUUUGACCUGGCUUUGGAUGUUUUUUUAGCAGGAGGACUGUUAAAGAUCCAAGAUGCUCAUUUAUGCAUUACUCAGUACUAA